Molecule: messenger RNA, 612 nt
Organism: Apiotrichum porosum
Lineage: Eukaryota; Fungi; Basidiomycota; Tremellomycetes; Trichosporonales; Trichosporonaceae
Exons: 6
Coding region: 1-612 (203 amino acids)
Cellular component (GO): cytoplasm; nucleus
Molecular function (GO): protein tyrosine phosphatase activity
Source: RefSeq, a predicted model, not a curated record
AUGUCCCUCACACCUGCGUUCCGGUACAUCUCCGCGACCGAGCUGGCGGCCAUCCUCAAGUCUGCCCCCGGAGGCGCGUUCCGCUCAUGGGCAGUGAUUGACGUGCGGGAUAGCGAUUUUGCGGUGAGUGACCGCGGAGUGCGUGCAGAUGUUGUGCUACAGUGCGGGGAAAGCAGGGAUAGUCCAUGUCAACAAACGGCCGUGGUUGUCAAUGUCCAACCGGCCUCCAGUCUUGUACAUCCUCCCCUCUCGUUGUUCGGUGAAUCACAGUGUCUGCCUAGUGGUCCUUCAGUACGCAGGCGCCAAGCUGACAUGCAGGGUGGAAACAUUGUCGGCGCGGCCAACUACCCGAGCGACUCGUUCAUCACCAGCCUUGAUGACCUCGUUAAGCGUGCCCAGGACGUGCCCCAGAUCGUAUUCCACUGUGCGCUGUCCCAAGUCCGGGGUCCCAAGGCCGCUCGUCGCUACGCCGAGGCCCGCAGGUUGAUCCUCAAGGACGAGGCUCCCGAGCAGGAUAUCCUCGUCCUCCGUGAGGGUUUUACCGGUUUCCAGCAGCGGUACCGCGACGACUCUGCACUUGUGGAGAAGUUUAACAAGUUCUACCACGACUAA